CAGCGGCGCGGCUCCUCCGGGUCCCCUCCCUCCUCCGCUCCCCUUUCCUCCCCUUCCCCUCCGCCGUGGUUCCCGAGGAGUCCGAGACCUGCAACGAGGCGGCGACAAGCUCUGGGGUCAACUCACUAUCCAGAAAGUCCAUCCUCCCCAGAAGGGACAGAAAGGAAGACCUCUUUGUAAGAAAGGCUUGGGUGUCCCAUGAACCAGACAGCAGAAAACCGAUUGGGGUGCAGCAGGACUCCAGAGCCAGAUAUAAGGCUCAGAAAAGGGCACCAGCUGGAUGGUACAAGGAGAGGUGAUAAUGACAGCCACCAAGGAAAUUUGGAACCUGUUUUAGGGGCAUCUGUUCUUUCUUCCCACCAUAAAAAAAUCUCUGAGGAAUAUGAGUGCAAUGAUGUAGCUUCUCAGGAAGAUGAGGGGUUUAUGGGCAUGUCCCCUCUUUUACAAGCCCAUCAUGCUAUGGAAAGAAUGGAAGAAUUUGUUUGUAAGGUAUGGGAAGGUCGGUGGCGAGUAAUCCCUCAUGAUGUACUACCAGACUGGCUCAAGGAUAACGAUUUCCUUUUACAUGGACAUCGGCCCCCAAUGCCUUCUUUCCGGGCCUGUUUUAAGAGCAUUUUCAGAAUACACACAGAGACAGGUAACAUCUGGACACAUCUUUUAGGUUGUGUAUUCUUCCUGUGCCUGGGGAUCUUUUAUAUGUUUCGCCCAAACAUCUCCUUUGUGGCCCCUCUUCAAGAGAAGGUGGUCUUUGGAUUAUUCUUCUUGGGGGCCAUUCUCUGCCUUUCUUUUUCAUGGCUCUUCCACACGGUCUACUGCCACUCAGAAGGGGUCUCCCGGCUCUUCUCUAAACUGGAUUACUCUGGUAUCGCUCUUCUGAUUAUGGGAAGUUUUGUUCCAUGGCUUUAUUAUUCUUUCUACUGUAAUCCACAACCUUGCUUUAUCUACUUAAUUGUCAUCUGUGUGCUGGGCAUUGCGGCCAUUAUAGUUUCCCAAUGGGACAUGUUUGCUACCCCUCAGUAUCGAGGAGUAAGAGCAGGAGUAUUUUUGGGCCUUGGCCUGAGUGGAAUCAUUCCUACCUUGCACUAUGUCAUCUCGGAGGGAUUCCUAAAGGCCGCCACCAUAGGGCAGAUUGGCUGGCUGAUGCUGAUGGCCAGCCUCUAUAUCACAGGCGCCGCCCUCUAUGCUGCCCGCAUCCCUGAACGCUUUUUUCCUGGCAAGUGUGAUAUCUGGUUUCACUCUCAUCAGCUGUUUCACAUCUUUGUGGUUGCUGGCGCUUUUGUUCACUUCCAUGGCGUCUCAAACCUCCAGGAGUUCCGUUUCAUGAUUGGCGGAGGCUGCAGUGAAGAGGAUGCACUGUGACACCUUCCAGAAGCUGGGGACUGUGACCCUGAACAGGCCCUGCAGCGUCUGCAGGCCUCCCUUACUGGCCAUUGAUGCCAGUGCCAGAGGAGCCCCAAAACUUGGACAGCCUCGUGGGCUUUGUGAUGCCCCUGGGGCUCCACCUGGUACACGACUGAAAAGAGAAAAACAAAAAUAAAUCAUACCUCAAAGGAU
Messenger RNA from Odobenus rosmarus divergens (Pacific walrus), 1554 nucleotides. RefSeq names its product adiponectin receptor 2 (gene ADIPOR2). Gene Ontology annotation, cellular component: plasma membrane. The transcript has 8 exons. The record is from RefSeq and is a predicted model, not a curated record. Lineage: Eukaryota; Metazoa; Chordata; Mammalia; Carnivora; Odobenidae. Bases 199 to 1359 code for a protein of 386 amino acids. Gene Ontology annotation, biological process: adiponectin-activated signaling pathway. Gene Ontology annotation, molecular function: signaling receptor activity.